Sebastes umbrosus (honeycomb rockfish) is the source of this 536-nucleotide messenger RNA. RefSeq names its product ladderlectin-like. The record is from RefSeq and is a predicted model, not a curated record. Bases 1 to 456 code for a protein of 151 amino acids. Lineage: Eukaryota; Metazoa; Chordata; Actinopteri; Perciformes; Sebastidae. The transcript is spliced from 5 exons.
AUGAAGGUUCUACUGAUCCUCUCUGUUAUCCUCUGUGGUGCUCUGACCAUCAGGGCUGCAACAGCUCGUUUUGAUUUCUGCCUUGAUGGUUGGCAUAGUUUCCGAGGUAAAUGCUACUAUUUAAGCAACCAUGUUGACACCUGGAGCAACGCAGAGAGCUAUUGUGCUAGCUAUGGUGGCAGUCUGGCCUCAGUCCACAACAUCUGGGAGUACAACUUCCUCCAGCGUUUGGUCAAGACUGGGGCUCACACUUUAGCCUGGAUCGGAGGUUACUACUUCGAGGGCGACUGGAGAUGGGAAGAUGGCUCAGUGUUUGACUAUCACAACUGGGAUUCAGCGAGCUCCACUGACCGUUACCAGUGCCUACAGCUCAACUCUCAAGAGUCCCUGGGCUGGUCCAAUCACGGCUGCAUCAUGCGCUUCCCAUUCGUCUGUCAGGUGAAGCCAAACUGCUAGUCGUCACAGUGUGUGCAAUGCUACCGCUGACUUCUACAGAUGAUACUUGAUGCUGCUGUUCUUUAUAAGACUGCAUACAC